Molecule: messenger RNA, 2804 nt
Organism: Megalops cyprinoides (Indo-Pacific tarpon)
Lineage: Eukaryota; Metazoa; Chordata; Actinopteri; Elopiformes; Megalopidae
Gene: stk11
Product: serine/threonine kinase 11
Exons: 11
Coding region: 856-2166 (436 amino acids)
Biological process (GO): glucose homeostasis; protein phosphorylation; intracellular signal transduction
Cellular component (GO): cytoplasm
Molecular function (GO): protein serine/threonine kinase activity; protein kinase activator activity; ATP binding
Source: RefSeq, a predicted model, not a curated record
GGGGGAGGUAAACAAGAUGGCGGCAGCCUGACAGCAGCUGCAAUAGCAAACCCUCUUGCUGACACAGGACAGGGAAGCCGAACAGAUAUCCAGGAGCAGAAUUCAAUGAUUUAUUGAAGCUGGAAAAGGAAAAAUCAGAAUUGGUGAAUUCUGGUUUUCUCACUGGCAUGAAGUAGAGUGGAGAGGAAAUGGAAUUUUCUCUUUAUAGAAGUUUUUUGUUUGUUAAACAGUACCAAAGAUGAAACACUGAUGCAAUGAAAGCCAAAUUUUGAAUCUGUGAGGGGAAGGCCCCAUAGAAUCAGGUCAGCAAUGAUAGACUACUUAAAUAAGGCAAUGACCUGGUGUAAAUAAAACAAAUAUUAUAUGAAGAUAUGCUUAGAAUAUUUUAACCAAAAAAUCAAACCAACAAAAGGUCAUCAUACAGUGUUGUGUCUUUCAAAAUUUCAUGAGGAAAUGGCAAGGAUGGGAAGAUUUGAAUAUAGGCCUUAUCUGAACACUUUUUUGGAAACUAAUUGAGCUUUUUGAUUAACUUUUCCAAGAGGCUUUGUGGCUUUUGACCUGCAUGCAGCUAUAUUUUGGAUGCCAUCUCCCCCCCACCCCCCUCCCCCUCACACAAACAUAUGUCACAAACCAAACUCAGAGGCUCCAGAAAUAUUACCUGGCAUCUGGAAGUGUUGGUAACACUAUAGACUAGUUUAGUUUAAACUUUUUUAAGUUCUGCAGUAAAACCAACCAUCCACAACAAACGGACCUAGGUAUAAAGAGACAUCCAUCUGUGUCUGUGUUUGGUCUCUGAGCCUGGGAGCAGCUUGGACACAGACAUUAGAGAGACGUUAGUGGGCCGCAGAAGCAAAGAUGAGUGUGGGUGAGCUCCAGCAUUUGGACUACCUUGGCGAAAAUGAACUCAUGGGCAUGGACACCUUCAUCCAUCGCAUUGACUCCACUGAAGUCAUUUACCAGCCGCGCCGUAAGAGAGCCAAGCUGAUCGGGAAGUACCUCAUGGGGGACCUGUUGGGUGAGGGAUCCUAUGGCAAGGUCAAGGAGAUGCUAGACUCAGAGACCCUCUGCAGGAGGGCUGUCAAGAUCCUUAAAAAGAAGAAGCUAAGAAGGAUCCCAAAUGGUGAAGCCAAUGUCAAAAAAGAAAUCCAGCUGCUACGGAGACUACGACACAAAAAUGUGAUUCAGUUGGUGGACGUGUUGUAUAAUGAAGAGAAGCAGAAAAUGUAUAUGGUGAUGGAGUAUUGUGUAUGUGGGAUGCAGGAGAUGUUGGACAGUGUCCCAGAGAAAAGGUUUCCAAUGUUUCAAGCUCAUGGGUACUUUUGCCAGCUCUUAGAUGGCCUAGAAUAUUUGCACAGUCAAGGAAUAGUGCACAAAGACAUUAAACCAGGAAAUUUGCUGCUGACGACGGAUGGUGCACUGAAAAUCUCUGAUCUCGGUGUAGCGGAGGCAUUGCACCCUUUUGCGGAGGACGACACGUGUAGGACGAGUCAGGGCUCUCCGGCGUUCCAACCACCUGAGAUUGCCAAUGGCCUUGACACCUUUUCAGGGUUCAAAGUGGACAUCUGGUCUGCAGGUGUCACACUAUACAACAUUACGACAAGCUUGUAUCCAUUUGAAGGGGACAACAUCUAUAAGCUAUUUGAGAACAUUGGAAAAGGAGACUAUAGUAUCCCAGAAGACUGUGGUCCCCUCCUGUCAGACCUGCUGAGAGGAAUGCUUGAAUACGACCCUGCAAAGAGGUUCUCAAUACAACACAUAAGACAACACAACUGGGUGCGCAAGAAACACCCCCCCUCUGAACCACCUGUACCCAUCCCGCCCAGCCCGGACACCAGAGACCAGUGGCGCAGCAUGACGGUGAUGCCUUACCUGGAGGACCUGCACGGGUACACAGAGGAUGACGACGAUGAGCUCUUUGACGGCGAGGAUGACAUCAUCUACACUCAGGACUUUACAGUGCCAGGGCAGGUACCCGAAGAUGAGGAGGAGCAGAACGGGCAGAACCAGAGCAGGGGCGUGCCCAAGCCUGUGUGUCUGAACGGCACAGAGGCGGGCCAGCUCAAGUCCAAGUCAGAGCGCAGGUCCAGCUCCUCCUCCAACCCCUCCCGGAAAGGUGUCUCCACCACCAGCAAGAUACGCAAACUCUCCACCUGCAAGCAGCAGUGACCCUGCCCUCGCCCCCUAGCGCAGCUGACACACUGUAUUGGUUCCUCAUUUUAUUUUCCUUCUCUUUGAUUUUGGGAUAUCCUAAGAGAGAACGGAGAGAAGAGAGACCUUUUUUAUUUUUUAAAAAAAUCCCUAAUUUAAUGGACUCGUCAAAAAAGAAUGCAAUACCAGGAAGUGCACUACAGAGUGGAUUUUUUUUUUUUGUUUUUUUUUUUUGAGAGGUGAUGAGAAGAGGACAGAGGAUGAGAGGAUAAGGAGAAACAGAAGAGGCUGUGUCCUGCUCAGCAACGUUGCUAACUGAAGCCAAUGUUCAGUCUUUCAUUUAUCUCCCUGGGACUCCUACAAAGCUCUCGUACUGUAUGGCUAUGAGACCUUUAAGUUUUGUUUUUAGAAUACUUUUUAUUUUCCUGUUACUCAUUACAGUAAGAAAAACACACAUUACGAUGUGUCAAAGAAUGAUAUUGCUAAUUGUAAUUACAAUAUUAAUAAUGAUGAGGAUAAUGGUAAUUAUUAUGAUAAGAAGUCCAAUUAAAACUGCAUGCUGUACGGGCUAGGUGAAAGGGAAUUUUAGAGUACAGUUGGACUUAACCCUUUCCAUCCAGGGAUGUUUGGGUUUGGUUUUGUUUUCUGUUGGGUUU